Messenger RNA from Colletotrichum graminicola M1.001, 1407 nucleotides. Its product is annotated as annexin. The transcript has 3 exons. Bases 1 to 1407 code for a protein of 468 amino acids. Gene Ontology annotation, molecular function: calcium ion binding; calcium-dependent phospholipid binding. The record is from RefSeq and is a predicted model, not a curated record. Gene Ontology annotation, cellular component: cytoplasm. NCBI's taxonomy places the organism in Eukaryota, Fungi, Ascomycota, Sordariomycetes, Glomerellales, Glomerellaceae.
AUGUCGUAUCCAGGCCAUUACGGCUACGGCGCCCAGCCGCAUGGCCAAGGCUAUGGCCAGCAGUACCCUCCGCCUCCCCAGGCUGGCUACGGCGGUUCGCCAUAUCCUCCCCAGGGUGGCCAAUAUCCUCCGCCCGCCGGCCCUCCUCCCGGUCAGUACGGUGCACCUCCGCCACAGCAGGGCGGCUAUUACCAGCAGCCCCCGCCCAGCCAGUAUCCUCCCCAGGGAGGAUACUACCCCCCUCCCGCCGGACCUCCCACCGGCCAAUAUCCUCCACCCUCCGGCCCUCCUCCCGGCCAAUACGGCGCACCUCCUCCGAUUCCUCCCUCGCCCUACGGGCACUCGCCUGCGCCCGGAGGCUAUGGUGCGCCGCCGCCCGGCCCGCCGCCCGGCCAGCAGUAUGGCGCUCCUCCUCCGCAGCACUACGGACCUCCGACGCCCCCGUCAGUGGGCUACGGCCCGCCCCAGAUGAUCCAGUGGGACGGUUCGCCCGACGCCGCGGCUGCGCGGGCCGCGAUGAAGGGCUUCGGCACCGACGAGAAGGCGCUGAUCCGAUGCCUGGCAACCAAGGAUCCCCUGCAGAUCGACGCCAUCAGGACCGCCUACAACCGAAACUUCAAGCGCGAUCUCGAGCAGGACGUCAGGAAGGAGACGAGCAGCUGGUUCCAGAAAGGUUUGGUGUCCAUCGUGCGCGGUCCCCUUAGGUCGGACGUUUACAACCUAUACGAGGCGAUGGACGGGGUCGGCACCAAGGAGAGCGUCCUCAACGACAUCCUGCUCGGACGAUCCAACGCCGACAUGCAGGCCAUCAAGAGCGCGUACCAGCAGACCUUCAAGCGACGCCUGGAAGACGACGUCAAGGGCGACCUCAGCAUGAAAACGGAGAGGCAUUUCCUAAUCGUCCUCGGCGCCAACAGGGCGGAGGACUCGGCGCCCGUCGUACCACAACAGGUCGACUCGGACGUCAUGGAGUUGUACAAGGCCACCGAGGGCAAGCUCGGCACCGACGAGAUGCUCGUCUGCAGCAUCCUCAGCACCCGCAACGACAACCAAAUCCGCGCCAUCAACCAGGCGUACGAGCAAAAGUUCCGCAGGAAACUCGAGGAUGUCAUCAAAAAAGAGUUUUCCGGCCACAUGGAGGACGCGCUCCUCUUCCAGCUCCGCCACGCCGUCGACAAGUACAUGCACGCCGCGCAGCUCCUCGAGGACUCGAUGGCGGGUCUCGGCACCAAGGACCACCUCCUCGUGGCGCGCGUUGUGCGGUUCCACUGGGACCAGAACUUCCUGGCCAACGUCAAGGGCGCGUAUCAGGCCAGAUACCAUCGCAGCCUGUCGGGCAGGAUCAAGGGCGAGACGAGCGGGGAUUACGAGAGGCUGAUGCUCGCGUGCAUCGGCGAGAACAUUUGA